AUGUCGCUUUCAUUUGAGCAUUCACUUGAAGCUAUUGCAUCCUAUAAACUCUGGGCUGACCCAAUUAACAAUGAUACGUGGUCAUAUAGCUAUCUAGUCGUUAAUUCCACAGGCACUUACGUCGUUUCUGAUGCUUACUAUGAGAACAAUACCUUUGCAAGUACAUGGCUGAAUAUCGUCGGUGAUGAGUGGAAGAAUUUGAGAAGCCUCGGAAAUGACGAGCUUGUUGAUAUUUAUGGUUCAAGGGAAAAUGCUACAAACUAUAUACUGAGUGUAUUCGAUGUGGAGACAUCCACAGAAACAAGCAUCACAUCGGGUGAGCUCUUGGAGCUGUAG
Molecule: messenger RNA, 336 nt
Organism: Candidozyma duobushaemuli
Lineage: Eukaryota; Fungi; Ascomycota; Pichiomycetes; Serinales; Metschnikowiaceae
Exons: 1
Coding region: 1-336 (111 amino acids)
Source: RefSeq, a predicted model, not a curated record